Molecule: messenger RNA, 5074 nt
Organism: Dreissena polymorpha
Lineage: Eukaryota; Metazoa; Mollusca; Bivalvia; Myida; Dreissenidae
Product: protein O-linked-mannose beta-1,2-N-acetylglucosaminyltransferase 1-like
Exons: 21
Coding region: 463-2493 (676 amino acids)
Biological process (GO): protein O-linked glycosylation via N-acetylgalactosamine
Cellular component (GO): Golgi membrane
Molecular function (GO): beta-1,3-galactosyl-O-glycosyl-glycoprotein beta-1,3-N-acetylglucosaminyltransferase activity
Source: RefSeq, a predicted model, not a curated record
UCACAUUGACCCAACUACCAUGGCACACUCAUAGUUGAACAAACUGGUAGUUACAUUAGUGGGUGUACUAAUACCUGUGUGUAAUACAGGUUUUUAAGCUUGAAAAGAUAAGGUUGACAUAACAAGCUUUCACAGCAGGAUGUUUGAGUCAGCUGCAGUCAACAUAGUUGAAUUAUUGGCUUUAUUAAGACUUUAACUAACCCCUCGUACUUGGUACAAACAACAGUGUUAUGUGAACUUGUGUCACAUGAAUAUUUGCAUACUGACAAAAGAUUUGUGGUCACUCAAAUUUGUUGAAAGACAAUACAUUACCCAGUGUUUAUAAAACAGUUUUAUUUGUACCUCAUGUAAAUCAGCAGAAAAAUCAGUGUUUACUGAGUUGUGAAGAACUACUAUGGAUAGAUGUGUGAGAAGUGAUGAUAAAACACACUUAAAGCAAUUAUUCAAGCAUACCAAGAAGGGAUGUUUAUAUAUAUAUAUAACACCUAUGACUGUGUGGCUGUACAUGGAAGGCAGUGUGUAAUGGUUGAGAAUAUCUGUUCAAGAUGUGUGCCUCAUGUCAGCUGCCAUAGAACAAGGAUGGUAUAUCUAAGAAAAUUCCUGUCAAGGAAACAUUUUAUGAAAAUAUGUAAGGCAUUGUUGCUGUCCACACUAGUUGUGUCGCUGAUUGUUAAUAUCUCCUUUGUGAUGGACACUGAUGGAGUGUUCGGUUCCCUUCAGCUUCCCAGAGGUUCGGAAUCGAAGGACAAGAAUGUACAGCAAUCACUUCACAGUUACCAUGGCAACCCAACUCCCUCACUUGUCAGGACGGUCAAGGUUGAGGUUGUAUCUAGCAAACAACUUGUGGCAGUCAAAGUGGAUGAUACCAGUAUCCACACAAGUGACGGCUUGGAUAUUGACAGAGGGAUCCACAUCGUAGUAUUGAAUCAGGUCAAUAUGAACGUGAUGGCCGUCCGCGUGUUUGACACCUAUCAGAAGCAGGAAGAUGAAAACAUGAUCAACUUCUUGGCGGACGUAACACCCGGCAGGAUCCUCAUCUUUGCCAUCAAAGAUGAGGGUACCUUCAAUCUGCAGGAGAAAUCACGGAGCUUUCUAGCAGACAUGGGCAGUGAGUUUGCACCCAUUCUGCACUGGAGAGACAUGUGGGCCUUCGUCUGUAUUCACAAAGGCAAGCGUCUGGGGGAGGCCUUCAAAGAAAGUGAGGACCUGAGUGUGUGGGCGGAGCCUGCCUACCUGUCAGUCAAUGUUACCCUGACAACUGCUAUUGAUGCAAAAUGCCCCUGGCCAGCUACAGCAGAAAACGAGCGUCGGCGUGUGUUUUGUAACAAGUACGAGGGUUACGGCUCAAUAUGCAGGUGUGACAGACCUGAUCCGAUCCACUUCAAUGUGACACCGUUGGCCAAUGGUGGCAUACUGGAUGUGCCAGUUACAGUGAUAGCCAGUAACAGACCAGCCUAUUUAUACAGAAUGCUCAGAAGGCUGUUAGUGACACCUGGAGUUCCAGUCAACAAGAUAUCAGUUUUCAUAGAUGGCUACCAUGACGAGCCACUAGCUGUUACGCGCCUGUUAAAUGUCCGAGGUGUACAGCAUGCACCACUGAGUCAAAAAAAUGCCAGGAUCAGCCAGCACUACAAGUUCAGCCUAACAGAGACAUUCAACACAUUCCCAGAUGCCCAACAUAUCAUUAUCCUUGAAGAAGAUCUUGAUGUAUCUCCAGAUUUCUUUUUGUACUUCCAGCAGACAAUGCCCUUGCUGGUCAAGGAUCCCACACUUUACUGUGUGUCUGCCUGGAAUGACCAGGGAUAUGAACACUCCUGUCAGGAUGAGAGGCUGCUGUACCGGAUUGAGACAAUGCCUGGACUCGGUUGGAUGUUGAAACGAUCGCUGUUUAUGGAUGAGCUGUUACCACAGUGGCCCUCAGCUGACAAGCUUUGGGACUGGGACAUGUGGAUGCGAAACAAUGGAAUCCGAAAGUCUCGAGAGUGUAUCAUCCCAGACGUGUCCCGUACCUACCACUUCGGGGCCAAGGGUCUGAACGUCAACCCACACUUCCAGGAGAGUUAUUUCAGCAAGCACAAACUACAGAGUAAACCAGAUGUGAAACUGAAGGAUGUGGAUAAAAUAACCAGUGAAAAUUACGAAGUUUUAGUUCGAGAUUUAAUUAAAAGUGCCAAAGUGCUGGAUCAUUCCAAGAAUCCAUGUGAUGAACACUUCAUUCCUGACUAUAAUGAUGAGACAUUUGUUUUGUAUAUAAAGAUGAAAACCCCUCAGGAUUAUGAAACAUGGAAACAGCUUGCCAGGUGCUACAAGCUGUGGGAUUUGGACGUGAGGGGAUUCCACAAGAGCAUGUGGCGACAGUUCCUACAUGGGAAACAUCUGGUGAUAGUGGGUGUCCCUGCCUCACCGUACUCUGAUCUCAAGCCUGCUGAUGUGAAUCCCAUAUACCUGCAAGAGCCCAAGAAAGAGACUCCAGCAACAGAGAAACCUGGCUGAACUUCAUAGUCUCAUAGAACAUGGGCUCUCUUAUAAUAGUUAUAUAUAUGCAUAUAGACUGCACGCUCAUAUAUGCUUAUAGUUGAUCUAUAUACAUUGGAGAAUGUGAGAUUACCAAUAUAUACAUACAUAAUGCGUGCUGACCCAAGUACACAUGAAAACUGUAGACUGAGCUCUAUAUACACACAUAGAUAUGCUGCAUUACCUUUAUAUACACACAUAAAAAUGUGGGUUGACCUCUAUAUACACACAUAGAAAUGCCGGUUGACCUCUAUAUACACAUAUAGAAAUGCCAGUUGACCUCUAUAUACACACAUAGAAAUGUGGGUUGACCUCUAUAUACAUACAUAGAAAUCCUGGUUGACCUCUAUAAGGAUAGACAAUGCAGAUUGACCAUACACUUCAAAGUGCAUAUAAUAAAAGAAUAAAGGCUGAUGCACAUAUGCUUACAUGUAUAUAUGUUUCAGGUUUGAGUAGGAUUUAUUUCAGAAUACCUUAGGCUUUUAGCCCAUGAGAACGCAUACGUAUAAUAGAUAUAAUACACAAUGUAGUCAACAGUGGUCAAUGACAUAUAAACAUAUAAUUUUAGCAAUAUAAAUUUAAAAUUUACAACAUUGAGAUUAAUACCAAUAUAUAAAUUAAUACAUGGGUACAAUGUAGACUCAAUACAUACACAUACAGAAUAGAAAGUCUGCAGUCCUGCUUAUUGUUGUAGGAUGCGGGUGAAGCAGUGUCAGAUGGUAUGCAUCAUGUUGUUUACUUUUUGCAUUCCCUUGUAUUUACAUGUAUUGCCAACGAAAUUAUAUAAACUGUCUGUUCAUGCAGUAUGUAAAUAAAGUGAGUGUCUAGUGAGUGACUGAAAUGUGCAAGUCACAUGUGUAGAAUUUAAAAAUGUCUUGAGCAUAAUUGAUUUCUAUGAAAAGAAGUGAGAGUAAUAAACUGUGAUACUUCUGAAGUUGUUUUUUUUAAGUACUCGCAAAUGGAAAUUUUCAGCCAAAGAUGAAUCUCUAGAAAUAUGUGAUCAAUUGAAACAUAAUUUUGUUUGUUUCCAAAGAUAAAUACUGACCUCUGCCAUUGGCAAGCAUGACUAUGAUGCUGUUUUACCAAAUGAUUUCUUUUUGGUCUGUUACAUAUACAUGAGCCUGGCUCUGUGAAAAGGGGAUUUAAUGCAUGUACGUAAAUAAGUGUUGUCGCACAAUAGCCAGUGCAGUUGGCACAGGCUAAUCAGGCACAACACUUUUGCCCUAAAUUAUAUUUUUCGCUAAGAAGAGGCAUAAAAGCGGGAAGUGUGGUCCCUGCUUAGCCUGUGCAGACUGCACUGGCUUAUGUGCGAGGACACUUUACGCACAUGCAUUAAACCACUUUUUUCACAGAGCAUGGCCCCAAUAUAUUCUGUGUUAAUGUCUGUUAUUUAGAAGAAAUACAAUUGUUUAAGAAUCGGAUGAUUUUGGUCUCUGAUGGUGAUUUUGAUAUUGAAAGUAAAAACUGACAAAUAUUUUGUUGUGAAAAAAUCUGUGAUUAUUUUUGCUGUUUUAUAAAUCCAGCUAUAGAUUUCUGUAUGUGUGUCUGUUAAAACCUUCUGCUGUUCAUUCGCCUGUCUGUUUAUCAGAAACUGAAAUAAGAGAAAAGUUCAUAUCAUUUAACUGGAUCAUGCUAUUUCUCAGAAGCACUGAAGAGUAUUAUAAAACAAUACUUGAUAUAUUUACCAAGGGUCAUGUGUUACUUAUAAGAGACCAUUAAAUUUUUAUAAUAAUUAAAAAGUCAGUUUUCUGUUCAUACUAAAAUGGAACAAAACUAAAUAUUUCUUUUUCUCAACAAUUACAUAAUAUUGUCAUGAAACAUGGUAUACAGAUCUGACUUAAUGUUUGCCUUUACUGGUAAUCCUUUCCUCUAUUCACCCAUCAAUCCGUCUCUGUGAUCUGAGAAAAAUUAAAAGACUCGAAAAGUACAUAGAUUGUGAUCAUGAAACUUGAUAUACAUAGGUAUAAAGAGUGAUGAGAGGAUUAAAUUGACCAUUCAUUCCUGUACAUUUUAUCUAGAAAGUGACUUGAAAUGAAGUACACAAAAUAAUGCAUUUUUUGCGAAGGUUCAUGACAUACAAAAGUGAAACUUCUAUCUAUCAUGAUUAGCAAUGUGACGGUAAUACACAUAUUCUUCCUUCAAAAGUAGUCGAUCAUCUGGUAAAAAAUCUUAAUAAUGCUGUGCUAAAUACAGAUUUUCAUUAUGAAAUCUUACAUGUGAACAGAUAAUUUGCAAUAUGAACGUUAUGCAAAUAUAUAUUGUAAUUGAUUAGGGUCAUUUUUUUGCCUUCUACACGAGCUGUUAUUCUACCCAGUUUGGCUUUUGAAGUAAAUUGAUAUUAAAUAAUAUGUGAAUAGUAUAGUUAUAAUGAAAAAUGUUGCUUCUGUUUGUAUGUUCGUUGAUUUAGUGUUAUUGGUAUCUUACCACCUAUGCUGUAAAUAGUUAAUUCUAUUUAUGUUAAAUAAUACUAUUUCACUGGAUGAUAGUGUAUUAGCUUAGUGUGUCAUUUGUAUAUUGUCAAACUAUAUUUAUAUUUAUAGUAAAUGGAUGACAAUGGGAA